AUGUUCAGACGACUCUAUGCCGAGAAUGAGCUCUCUGUGCUCAGCACACCCCCACCACCAUUCCAUUGGCUCGCCAUCAAGGUUUCAGGGCAGGCCUCUAACCUGAGGAUAGUUCUGCUGGGGAAGACUGGAGCAGGGAAGAGUGCAACAGGAAAUACCAUACUGGGGACAGAGGUGUUUAAAGCGGAGGAUACUCCAGUGUCUGUGACUGCACAGAGUGAGAAACAGAGUGGGGAGGUGGAUGGGAGGAAGAUUGAUAUCAUCGACACCCCGGGGCUCUAUGACACAACAAUGUCUGAAGAAGAGAUGAAAAGUGAAAUAGAAAAGGCCAUCUACAUGUCAGUUCCAGGACCCCACGCCUUCCUGCUGGUGAUCAGACUGGGGAGGUUCACAGAGGAGAGGAACACUGUGAAGUGGAUCCAGGAGAAUUUUGGAGAAGAAGCAUCAAAGUACACAAUCGUUCUGUUCACCGGUGGAGACCAGCUGGAGGACAUAUCAUUGGUGGACUUUCUAAUGGGUAGUGAGGAGCUUAUGAAACUCGUCAAGGUCUUUAAGGGCAGAAAUCAUGUCUUCAAUAAUAAAAAGAAGAAUGACCACACUCAGGUCACAGAGCUGCUGAAGAAGAUAGAUGAGAUGGUGAUGAAGAAUGGAGGACAACACUACACCAAUGAGAUGUACCAGGAGGCCCAGAGGAAGAUCAAACAAGAGGAGGAGAGGAAGAAACAGCAGGAGGAGGAGAGAGAGGAGGAGAUGAGGAAGAUGGAAGAGGAGAGGAAGAGAGAGGAGGAAGAGAAGAGAGAACAGGAGGAUGAGAGAAAUCCGUUUUUAAUACACGGACAUUUAUUGGGACUUUUUGCUGUUAUCACAGCGGCGGUAGUAGGACCAACAGCAAUUCCAUUUGUAGCUGCAGUAUUUGCAAACUACGCAGUUUAACAUUUAGAAGAUUCUGAUUAAAUAAAGAUGAAGAGAUGCCAGUGUGAAAUACCACUCUCUUCCUCAUCUUAAUGUCAAGUAGUAGCAGUAGGUUAAUACUGUACAAUGACAACCAUCAGGGAUUGUUCAACACUUUCUAAUAUGAUAGUUACCGAACAUCAUUUAAAGGCUCAGGGAUUAUAACACAGGAUGCCAUUUAUAUACUAAACUAAAAUAUAAACGAAACAUGUAAAGCAUUUCUCCUUUGUAAAGAUAAUCCAUAACCCUGAUGUGGCACUUGUCCACUGGGAAAAAUGAAAGUCUAAAACGUGCAGUUUUGUCACACAUCACAAAGAUGCCAAAGAUGUCUCAAGUUUUGAAGGUCCACCAGAGCUGUUGCCAG
Molecule: messenger RNA, 1315 nt
Organism: Salvelinus sp. IW2-2015
Lineage: Eukaryota; Metazoa; Chordata; Actinopteri; Salmoniformes; Salmonidae
Source: RefSeq, a predicted model, not a curated record